This is a messenger RNA of Mytilus californianus (California mussel), 1229 nucleotides long. RefSeq lists its product as uncharacterized. The record is from RefSeq and is a predicted model, not a curated record. The transcript has 10 exons. The coding region runs from base 59 to 952 and encodes 297 amino acids. Lineage: Eukaryota; Metazoa; Mollusca; Bivalvia; Mytilida; Mytilidae.
UAUUAUAAAAUAUGGCGCUUUUUUAAAACAGGAAAUAGCUUUCGCAAAGGCAGCAGAUAUGGUUUUGGUAAUACUCUUGAUCAUUUUAGUAUAUAUAACAGAAACAUAUAGUUGUAAUAUUAACGUCUGUCUUACUUGGAGUGCGAUGAAAGACGAAAUUACCUUCAGAUGCAGAGUAAAUGCAUUGUCAUGGCAGGUCAAGUUUUUUAACCAGUUCCACAAAGAGCAAGCAUAUUGUAUGAGUCCAAUACCAUUUCCUCAUUGUUAUUCCUUAAGUACAAAUUGCACCAUCACCCAAGACGCUCUACAUAACAUCACAAUGCUCACCGUAAGAGGGCGAAUCGAUAAGAGAUUAAAUGGCGGAUGGACAUGUUAUCAUGGAACAAACAUUGAUAAUGCAAUUGUAAAUGUCACCGUAUUGCGGGAAGCUAUUCCAACAGUCAAACAUGACUAUUGUUCCUGGGAAAAGAAUACAGCAUGGACAUUUUUUGGAGUUAUCAUAGCCUUUGUGGUCUUCCAAAUAAUUAAUUGUUUUCAUAAAGCAAAAUGUGCCAAGAGGGUGCGUAAACCAAUUGAUCAGUGCAUCGACAUUGUUGAGUCACUAGGCCAACAAGUAGAAGUUAAAUGCAAAGCCAAUUUUCCUUGCACAAAUAACAGCUGUUUAUUAGUUUUUAAACUUGUUAUGUUAUGUAUGCUGACAAUUGUUUUGAUUUCUUUACCACCGUUAAUUGGGAUAAGAGAAGUUGACUGUUCAGGAUACUAUGCCUUUAUUGCUUUAGGCAUCAUGCUGGGAUUUCUAGUAGCUUAUCUACUUGCAACAUCAAAAGGUCUCAAAUGCUGUCAAAAAGACAACAACGAGGCAUCACCAUGUGAAUCAAACGAGUCAAUGCUCACUGAAGUUGAGCCAAAUAUGGCUAUUGAAUCACAACAGGACAGACAAAUAGACAUUUAAAACCCAACAGGAUAUCAUAUCAGACGUUGAACAUGUUAAAUGACAACUCGAAAGUGCAAAUGAAGAAGAAACCAUCCCUCUGAAAAUAUAGGAAAUGUGAAAUAUUUGACUUCUAGACACGGAAUUGAAGAAAUAGUAUCCAAUGUAGACAUGUCAUGACUUGAUUUGUUUAUAUGAAAGUAUUUAAAGAAAGUAUGGGUAUUAUUUAAAGCGACAAAAUUUAAUGUUUAAAUGACAAUGUAUCAUGAUAAUAUUAAAGAACAGACUUACAAUUUUG